This is a messenger RNA of Aspergillus wentii DTO 134E9, 1741 nucleotides long. RefSeq names its product Hsp70 family protein. The record is from RefSeq and is a predicted model, not a curated record. NCBI's taxonomy places the organism in Eukaryota, Fungi, Ascomycota, Eurotiomycetes, Eurotiales, Aspergillaceae. The transcript is spliced from 4 exons. Bases 1 to 1581 code for a protein of 526 amino acids. Gene Ontology annotation, molecular function: ATP binding; ATP-dependent protein folding chaperone.
AUGACAAAUGAUAAAGUACCUACGGAAGUCGCCUACAAAUACGGGCAAUCAGGACCGGUAUGUGUAUGGGGGUCCCAGAUUCUCGAAAGCAUGCCGCGUACUCAAUGGAUCAAACUCGAACUCGAUCCUGAUCAAAAGCCUGGGAUAAAUUCAAGCCUUUCUUCUACUUACAGCGAUUGUCGUUCUAUUCCCACGUCCCACCAUACGUCGCCAGAAGGAAUCGUCACUGACUACCUCCGGUCUUUGCGAGAGCAUACACUCAAAGUUCUGAAAAAACAAGUCGGUAAAGCCAUUGAAAAAAUGGCAUUGGAAUUUGUCAUUACAGUUCCAGCAGUGUGGUCAGACAAGGCCAAAACGAAAACGCUUUCUUGCGCUGAAGAGGCAGGGUUUGGGGAAAGCGCGAAGAUUCGCAUUAUUUCAGAGCCCGAAGCUGCUGCGAUGCAUACCCUACAAGCAUCAAAUCCCCAUGGGCUGGAUAUUGGGGACACUAUCGUUAUAUGUGAUGCAGGCGGUGGGACCGUUGAUCUUAUAACCUUUUCAAUCAUUGAGUUUAAGCCCAAUCUACGCCUCAAGGAGGAGGCACCAGGAACUGGGUCACUCUGCGGAAGUACUUUUCUGAACAGGCGGUUUGAGGAGUUUAUAGAGGAACGGCUAUCCUCCUGCCCUGGCUGGGGGCGUGACACGUUGGAACAAGCAGUCGAUCGAUUCGAGACCGUCGCGAAAAGAACCUGCACUGGAAACCCAGACGAUGACUUCAUGUUUCCAGUCCCCGGAAUUCUGGAUAACAAAGAGAAUGGAGUUUGUCGGGGUCGGUUUCAUGUGACUGGACGUGAAAUGAAGGGCAUUUUUUUGCCGGUUCUUCGGGAUGUCCAUAACCUCGUAGAGGAUCAAAUCCAGAAAUCUAAGAAACAGGUGAAGGCUGUUUUUCUGGUCGGUGGUUUUGGGCAAAGCCCGUACCUUCGCAAAUAUCUCCGCGAUUGGUUUCCUGAUAUCGAGAUUUUGGUUCCAGUUGACGGUUGGACUGCUGUGGUUAGAGGAGCCCUAACCAAAGCAAUUGGGGACAUCUCUACUCUAGCACCCCAAGCCUCGGUCGAGUCACGGGUGGCUAGAAAGAACUACGGAAUGCUGAAAUCCACCAAGUUUAUCGAUGAACUACAUGACGAGAGAAAGAAGUAUUGGGAUUAUUUCAGCGGCGAAUACAGCAUUGAUGUGAUGGAUUGGUUCAUUCAGAAGGGAGAUGCAAUCAAAGAAGCAGAGGCUAUUGAAACAAGAUGGUUGCGGAAUCAGCGUACGAGAAGCGGCACUUUUGAUUCUAUCAGUGUCACCAUCUAUGAGCUGGAUACUCCACUGGGUGAAAGUGCGCCUCUGUACUUCAAUCGCCGCAUGAAGCAGCACGCCUUUUUGAACCCGAGCCUGGGCGUAAUUCAAAAGGCUCGCAUCCCAAUUUGUCUCGGUAAAGACGGCAAGAAUUACAAUCAAAUUCAUUUCCAAAUCCAUGCAGCAUAUUUCUCUGCCCAUUGCGAAUACACACUUUGGUACGAAGGCAAGAACCAUGGCAGCGUGAAAGUCGACUACGUGUGAUAUCCUUAUCUUAUGAUCUUUUCGGUCUGCGGUGGUUUCCUUUCAAUGCCGUUUCCACUCAUUGCGUUUUUUUGGAAAAGGCUUUUAUGAUCUUGAAUUUUGGUUUAGUGGCAGAUAGUUUCAAUUAGAUAUUGCGUUUUCUUUUGCCAAUGCAAUCGAG